AUGCAGUGCCUGAAUAGGAUCAUGGCAGAAUCACUGGGCCUCGUCACCAUCUGCCUUUUAGGAUAUCUACUCAGUGCCGAAUGUACAGUUUUUCUUGAUCGCAAAAAUGCCACCAAAAUUCUGAAUCGGCCAAAGAGGUAUAAUUCAGGUAAACUGGAAGAGUUUGUUCAAGGUAACCUUGAGAGAGAAUGUAUGGAAGAAAAGUGUAGUUUUGAAGAAGCUCGAGAAGUUUUUGAAAACACUGAAAAAACCACUGAAUUUUGGAAGCAAUAUGUUGAUGGAGAUCAAUGUGAGUCCAAUCCCUGUUUAAAUGGUGGCAUAUGCAAAGAUGAUAUUAAUUCCUAUGAAUGUUGGUGUCAAGCUGGAUUUGAAGGAAAGAACUGUGAAUUAGAUGUAACAUGCAACAUUAAGAAUGGCAGAUGCAAGCAGUUUUGUAAAUUGGGCGCUGGUAACAAGGUGGUUUGCUCUUGUACCACAGGGUACCAACUUGCGGAAGACCAAAGGUCCUGUGAACCAACAGUGCCAUUUCCAUGUGGAAGAGUUUCUGUCCCACACGUUUCUACGACACGCACCCGUGCUGAAACUUUUUUUUCCAAUAUGGACUAUGAAAAUUCCACUGAAGCGGAAAAAAAUUUCGAGAACCUCACCCAACCUCUCAACGACCUUACUCGAAUUGUUGGUGGAAAAGAUGCCAAACCAGGUCAAUUCCCUUGGCAGGUCCUUUUGAAUGGGAAAGUUGAUGCAUUCUGUGGAGGUUCCAUCAUCAAUGAAAAAUGGGUGGUAACUGCAGCCCACUGCAUUGAGCCUGAUGAUAAAAUUACCGUGGUUGCAGGUGAACAUAACACCGAGGUGAGGGAACCUACAGAGCAAAAGCGAAAUGUGAUUCGCACUAUUCUUCACCACAGCUACAAUGCAACUGUUAAUAAGUACAACCAUGACAUUGCCCUUCUGGAACUGAAUGAACCCUUAACGCUAAACAGCUAUGUAACACCUAUUUGCGUUGCUGACAGGGAAUACACGAACAUCUUCCUCAAAUUUGGAUCUGGCUACGUGAGUGGCUGGGGGAGAGUCUUCAACAGAGGGAGAUCAGCUUCAACUCUUCAGUACCUUAAAGUUCCACUUGUUGACCGAGCCACAUGCCUUCGCUCCACAAAGUUCACCAUCUAUAAUAACAUGUUCUGUGCUGGCUUCCAUGAGGGAGGUAAAGAUUCAUGCCAGGGAGAUAGUGGGGGACCCCAUAUUACUGAAGUGGAAGGCAUCAGUUUCUUAACUGGAAUCAUUAGCUGGGGUGAAGAGUGUGCAAUGAAAGGAAAAUACGGAAUAUAUACCAAGGUGUCCCGGUAUGUCAACUGGAUCAAAGAAAAGACAAAGCUCACUUAAAGAAAAAAAAAUGUAUUUCCAAGGUUGACAUAUUUGGGGGUCGAGAUGGACAAGGGCCUUUACUGACUAAUCACUUUCCUAUCUCUUUAGAUUUGACUGUCUGCAUUCUAUGAAUACUGCUUUUUCUCUUUAUGGGGAGAAAUCUAUCUAGAAUUCCUAUUUUACUAGAGUAAGUAGAUUAGCAAAUGUAAUCACUAGAGGAAUGUACUGUGAUAGGAAAUUGUGACCAUUCCCACAGGUCCAGCCCUUGACAAAACUGUGAAGUUAAGUUCUUCAUCCUGCCCAUCGGGCAUUAAGUUUCUCCACUGGGGCAACUCUCUGAUUCUCCCUCCUUAGCAGCAUUCUAUGUUCCAGAUCUUUCUUACCUCUCCCACCAAAAUCAUCAAAACGUAUUAGAUCUAUAUCUGGGAUAUUUGGUCUAGUUCACGAGAAGGCGAGCACCACACUCAUAAAGGACGAACACAGGGGGAGCCGACAGGUGGAAACUCACCAGAAAACACUACUUCCUUUUCUGUACCCUUAUUCCUGCUUCCUCGAUCUCUUCCGUUUCCUAAUCCCGAAAUCAGUUUCUCUCUCCCUCCCUCUCUCCUCUUUUC
Messenger RNA from Mirounga angustirostris (Northern elephant seal), 1976 nucleotides. It is a transcript of the gene F9, whose product is annotated as coagulation factor IX. Gene Ontology annotation, molecular function: serine-type endopeptidase activity; calcium ion binding. The transcript is spliced from 8 exons. Lineage: Eukaryota; Metazoa; Chordata; Mammalia; Carnivora; Phocidae. Bases 1 to 1380 code for a protein of 459 amino acids. Gene Ontology annotation, biological process: blood coagulation; zymogen activation. The record is from RefSeq and is a predicted model, not a curated record. Gene Ontology annotation, cellular component: extracellular region.